Molecule: messenger RNA, 4155 nt
Organism: Anopheles nili
Lineage: Eukaryota; Metazoa; Arthropoda; Insecta; Diptera; Culicidae
Gene: Sulf1
Product: extracellular sulfatase SULF-1 homolog
Exons: 9
Coding region: 16-4155 (1379 amino acids)
Molecular function (GO): N-acetylglucosamine-6-sulfatase activity; glycosaminoglycan binding
Source: RefSeq, a predicted model, not a curated record
GGUUCGCUUAACUUCAUGCCACGCACGUUACGGCUUUUGCGAGAUGGUGGAGCCGAGUUCCGGCAUGCCUACACGACAACGCCCAUGUGUUGUCCAGCACGGUCCUCCAUCCUGACCGGCAUGUACGUGCACAACCACAUGGUGUUCACGAACAACGACAACUGCUCGAGUACGACCUGGCAGACGACACAUGAGACGCGUUCGUUCGCGACUUAUCUCUCCAAUGCGGGCUAUCGGACCGGGUACUUUGGGAAGUACCUGAACAAGUACAACGGCUCGUACAUUCCACCCGGUUGGCGAGAGUGGGGUGGGCUGAUCAUGAACUCGAAGUACUACAACUACAGCAUCAACAUGAACGGGCAGAAGAUCAAGCAUGGGUUCGACUACGCGAAGGACUACUAUCCGGAUCUGAUCGCGAAUGAUUCGAUCGCGUUCUUGCGACAAUCGAAGCACCAAAACCAUCGGAAACCGGUGAUGCUUGCGAUGAGCUUUCCGGCACCACACGGACCGGAGGAUUCAGCCCCACAGUACAGCCAUCUCUUCUUCAACGUCACGACGCACCACACUCCGGCGUACGAUCAUGCACCGAACCCGGAUAAACAGUGGAUCCUGCGCGUAACGCAGCAGAUGGAACCGAUUCAUCGUAAGUUCACCGAUCUGCUGAUGACGAAGCGGCUGCAAACGCUCCAAAGUGUCGACGUCGCGGUCGAACGAGUCUACCAGGAACUGAAGGCCCUCGGUGAGCUCGACAACACCUACAUCAUCUAUACGUCCGAUCACGGCUACCAUCUUGGACAGUUCGGUCUGAUCAAGGGCAAGAGUUUUCCAUUCGAGUUCGACGUUCGUGUGCCUUUCCUAAUGCGUGGUCCUGGCAUCGAACCGGCAACGAUCAUCGAUGAAAUUGUGCUGAAUGUUGAUCUUGCCCCAACGUUCCUGGAUAUUGGCGGUGUGGCUCCACCGCCGCACAUGGACGGUCGCAGCAUCCUUCCGCUGGUGCUGAACCGGCAUCGGACUGCACUUGACAUGUGGCCUGAUACAUUCUUGAUCGAGAGCUCAGGACGGCGUGAAACACCCGAACAGAUACAGGAGCAGAAGCAACGAGCGGCGGCAGCACGUUAUAGCGCAAGGGUUAACCAGGCCAAUGCAAACGGUUCAAACACGAAGCUGACACCGGAAGUGCUCGUGGAGGGUCGUCAUGGAGCUGGAGAGGGCUCAAGUGCCGUCUCGGGCGCAUCUGGUGGUGGUAACGACCGCAAGGAUCUGGACUUCAGCUCGCACGAGCACGAGGAUGAUGAUGAGGAUCACGAUCACGAUCACGAGUUGGACGGGGAAGACGAUGAUGAUCACCACGGGGGAAUUGAAAGUGAAACGGAACCUGUUGAGCUGAAGCGUGUCGAACAGCCGGAAGAUUAUGUGAUCGAUCACCAGGAAGCCCACGCGUUCGAUCAAGCACCUCCUCAGCACGACAACCACCAGCUGGAUAACCACUUGAGCCCGUACCGUACGAAGAUGGAUCGGCUCAACACCGAAUGUUCGAAUCCGGAGCUGCAGCAAAAUUGCAUCCCGGGUCAGAAAUGGCAAUGCACGAGCGAGGAUGGACGCUGGCGCAAGCAUAAGUGCAAAUUCCACGGUCAGUUGCAGCAACACUUGGCCGAACUGCACAAGAAGACAGGCAGCCAAGCAAACGGGCGUAACUGCGCCUGUUUCACGCAGAACAACUUUUUCUACACCAGGAUCAAAACCAAGCGCGAUCACACGAAAUGGCAACCGAUGGUUGUACCGAACGUUGCGACGCAUCAACACCGGCGAAGGCGCACACGCCAGAAGCGAUCGCCUGCGUCCGUGGAGGGUGACGAGGUCCUGCUGAUGGAGGCCGCUGGCUCGACAAUGGAGUCGCUGGUGCAGGUUGCCGCAAGGAUCGAUGCCAUUCAGCGGGCGGUGUACGAAGACGAACGUGACUUCCAGCAUGAACGGGAUGCUCAGCGAAGGACAAAACGCGAAGCGUCCUCGCCAAAUCAUUUGACCGAUGUAGUGCACGAGCUUCAGCAAACGCUGGCUGAGAUCGAGCGUGAAUAUGAACGGACGGCGUUACUCGUGCAGGAUAACCACAAUGCAUCCACAAGCGAAGGGAUGGAACCGACCGCCGGUCCCACGAAGCGGUGCUUCGUUGUAGCGCCUGGUCGGAUCAACUGCUCGAAUGUGAUCACCGAGGACGAGCUGAGCUGGAAAAGAAACCGCAUGCGGGUGGAUCAGUUAAUCCGAGUGCUUAAGGAUAAAAUCAACGCGCUAAAGGACAUCAAACGGUUGCUACGCGAGCAUCGCCCCGCCGGGUAUCGAGGAGAAGAUUCCGAACCGGAAGAGAACGAGGACGAAGAUGAUGAGGAUGCGCUGUAUGCCAGUAAAAUCGGCACUUCUAUUAGCACCGUUAGCUCGUCAUCGGUGACAGAGUCCUCAGAUCCUGGCGUGAGUACGACAAGGAGUGAACCGCCUAGGAAGGUUCCUCAUGGUGUAGCGGUUCCGCGACGUCCCGCGGGAAAGUAUCCCAAUGGAUACGGCCACCGCAGGAAGGUGGUCAAGCCUACUCCCGUUCCUUCGGAGGAAGACGCCGAAGGGCCACUGAUUGAUAUGAGUCACUUCACUGCGGAUGUAAAACCGUCACCUUCGGUUGUUUCUGCCCUCAAUCGCACCGGCCACGUCGGUGCAAGGCACAGAGGAGUUGGUUUACACAACCGAAACCAUCGUAGACGUCCUCAAGGAGAGCUUGGUCAAACGCACGGAAGAGAUAUUGUAUCGACAGGUCCGAGUUCGGUCAGUGUUCCAACCACCGAUACCCAAGACGAGGAUCUAUUAGAAUCUAACACUGCAUCCGGUUCCGCUCAAGCAGUGCUUUUUAACACGACAGUAUCGUAUCAGGAUACGGUGGAAUCGAAUUCUACGGAAACCGCCCAAAAUAUUACGGACCCCAGUGAAGAACAAUUCUCCCGAAACGCAAUUGAUGCCAGCGUUAUGUCUACCGUGAUGACGACGACGGAACAGGAAUCGGUUUACGUGAGCACAAACAUCGUUGACCGACGGAAUACCAUUGAUCGCCGUAAAACAGCGGGAAGAGAUCAUCACAAUGCGAUGAACAGUACUCAAGAAUCACCGUACGGCAGUAACUCGGUGCAACAAAAUAUGAUACCGAUUCCUUCGGCGGUUGAUGCGACCAUUCCUCCCACAGAAUGCUACUGCGCGGCGGAAACUGAGAGUCCACAACCGGACGAGAAAGAUCUGGCACGCGAAACACGUCGUCGGCUGAAGGAAGAACGGCAGCGAAAGAAAGAACGGAAACGCCUCAAAAAGGUCAAGAUGGAUAAGGAAUGCUUGUCUGAGCGGAUGAACUGCUUCAGCCAUGAUAGUAACCAUUGGCGCACGGAGCCUAUGUGGGACGACAAACCGUUCUGCUUCUGCAUGAACGCGAAUAACAACACCUACAGCUGCCUGCGAACGAUCAACCAAACGCACAAUUUUCUCUACUGCGAGUUUACCACCGGGUUGAUUACGUACUACAAUCUGAGGAUAGAUCCUUUUGAGACACAGAAUCGCGAGUCAUCGCUGACGGCGGAAGAGAAAGCGGUGCUGCACGAAACACUGGAAGAGAUGAAACGCUGUCGCGGCAAAGGAUGCACGAUGCCACGACAUCAGCAUGCUCUUCCGGAGAGCAAUAUGCUUCCUUCCGGGGUCGGAGCUGUCGGUUCUGCUGGUGGCGUCGGUUCUGCGGGAGCUGGACGUCAAAUUGGCGGAAUGCCAUACGGCACUGGAGCUAGUAGCAACCGGCGAAAAUUUCACAACCAACGUGAACACUUACUGCAUCCUGUUGGUGGAGGUGUCGGUGGCGGUGCAGCAGCACAUUACCCAGUAGAAUUCGAUGGUGGAGUUAAUCUGGAUGGUGCAGCCCAAGGGGCCACCUCAAAGAAAAAGAAUAAAUAUGGGAAGAGGAAACAUCACCAACCACAACACAACAGGCGGCAGCUGGGAGAUUUAAGAGGUUCGCAACUUGAAAGCGACUACGGUUCCGAUUUUAUCCCGCCCAAUGUUGCCGUGGGUGGAACGAAACGUAAUUUAUCGAAACGUACUACGAGGGCUCCGGUCUGGCGGACGAUUUAUACCGAGUAA